This is a messenger RNA of Phragmites australis (common reed), 1813 nucleotides long. RefSeq names its product scopoletin glucosyltransferase-like. Bases 112 to 1578 code for a protein of 488 amino acids. The record is from RefSeq and is a predicted model, not a curated record. Gene Ontology annotation, molecular function: UDP-glycosyltransferase activity. NCBI's taxonomy places the organism in Eukaryota, Viridiplantae, Streptophyta, Magnoliopsida, Poales, Poaceae. The transcript has a single exon.
ACUCUGCUACAUACUCUCCUCGUAAAAUCCACAGGAAAAAAAAAGGAGUGGAGCGCGCGUCCAUUUCUGUCCGACUUGUGCUCCCAAGUGCGCCGGCGCCGGCACGUAGCCAUGACCAUCAAAGAUGAGCAGCAGCCGCUGCACAUCCUCUUCUUCCCGUUCCUCGCGCCCGGACACCUCAUCCCGGUCGCCGACAUGGCCGCGCUCUUCGCCGCCCGCGGAGUCAAGUGCACCAUCCUCACCACCCCCGUAAACGCCGCCGUGAUCCGCUCGGCGGUCGACCGUGCGAACGAGGCCUUCCGCAGCACCGAUGCGCCGGCCAUCGACAUCACCGUCGUGCCCUUCCCCGACGUCGGGCUGCCCCCGGGCGUCGAGAGCGUCCCGGCCCUUAACUCCGACGCCGAAGGCGACAAGUUCUUCCACGCGAUCCAUCGCCUCCGCGAGCCAUUCGACCGGUUCUUGGCGGAGAACCGCCCCGACACCGUCGUGGCUGACAGUUUCUUCGACUGGUCCUUGGACGCCGCUUCGGAGAACGGUGUCCCGCGUCUGGCGUUCCUCGGCAGCAGCAUGUUUGCGCGGGCGUGCAGCAACAGCAUGCUGCGCAACAACCCGGCGGAGGCUGCCCCCGACGACCCCGACGCCCUCGUGGCCCUGCCGGGUCUGCCGCGCCGCGUCGAGCUGAGGCGGAGCCAAAUGAUGGACCCCAAGAAGCGGCCGGAGCACUGGGCCUUUUUCCAGAGAGUGAACGCCGUGGAUCAGGAGAGCUAUGGCGAGUUGUUCAACAGCUUCCACGAUCUGGAGCCGGACUACUUCGAGCACUACACCACGACGCUCGGCCGCCGCGCGUGGCUCGUCGGGCCGGUCGCACUCGCCAGCAAGGACAUGGCGACGAGGGGCACCAACGGGCUCUCGCCGGACGCGGACGGCUGCCUUCGGUGGCUCGACGCGAAGCCGGCGGGCUCGGUGGUGUACGUCUCCUUCGGCACGCUGUCCCUUUCCUCGCCGACAGAGCUGCGCGAGCUCGCGCGCGGCCUCGACCUGUCAGGCAAGAACUUCGUCUGGGUCAUCGGCGGGGCGGCCACCGAGGAAUCGGAAUGGAUGCCCGACGGCUUCGCGGAGCUGAUGGCGCGCGGCGAGCGCGGGCUCAUCAUCCGGGGCUGGGCGCCGCAGAUGCUGAUCCUGAACCACCAGGCCGUGGGCGGGUUCGUGACGCACUGCGGGUGGAACUCGACGCUGGAGUCCGUGAGCGCCGGCGUGCCGAUGGUGACGUGGCCGCGGUACGCGGACCAGUUCUACAACGAGAAGCUCGUCGUGGAGCUGCUCAAGGUCGGGGUCGGCGUGGGCUCCGCAGACUUCGCGUCGAAGUUUGAGGCUCGCCGCGUGAUCGGCGGCGAGGCGAUCGCGGAAGCAAUCGGGAGAGUGAUGGGCGACGGGGAGGGGGGGGAGGCGAUACGGGAGAAGGCCAAGGAGCUCGGGGAGAAGGCCAGGGGCGCGGUGGAGAAGGGCGGGUCCUCGUACGAUGACGUUGGGCGGCUGGUGGACGAGCUGAUGGCCCGCAGGAGCUCCGUCAAUGCCUGACAAGACAAUCAGGUCGCCUGUUUGGUGAAGGCAACUCGAAAUUGGAGACUGCAAACUCCAAAUUUAGUCGCGUUCGGUGGUGUGUAUCCACGUGAAUUGUUGUUACCACCAGAAGGCAGUACUACUAGGCUGGUUGAGCCAAACGGAACAUUCCUUCGAGCUGUCUGAAAAGUGUACUUCGAUCUGCCUAGGUUCUAGCCAAUGGUCAUGAUCACUACUACUAGUUCUUAGUCUU